This is a messenger RNA of Aspergillus niger, 159 nucleotides long. RefSeq lists its product as hypothetical. NCBI's taxonomy places the organism in Eukaryota, Fungi, Ascomycota, Eurotiomycetes, Eurotiales, Aspergillaceae. The record is from RefSeq and is a predicted model, not a curated record. The coding region runs from base 1 to 159 and encodes 52 amino acids. The transcript has 3 exons.
AUGCUGGAAACAGAUCUACAUCAUAGUAACAUGCCAUAUAGAUUGAUACUGCAGUUCCCCGCUCCUAGUCUUUUACAUUAUUCGUCACUUUCUGUUUGCUUCGAACCUUCUCUCCCUCCUCCUAUUUUAAUAGAGAAUCCUGCAGAAAUCCUACUGUAG